Molecule: messenger RNA, 2583 nt
Organism: Aspergillus homomorphus CBS 101889
Lineage: Eukaryota; Fungi; Ascomycota; Eurotiomycetes; Eurotiales; Aspergillaceae
Product: ENTH domain protein
Exons: 5
Coding region: 398-2284 (628 amino acids)
Biological process (GO): vesicle budding from membrane; clathrin coat assembly; clathrin-dependent endocytosis
Cellular component (GO): clathrin-coated vesicle; clathrin-coated pit
Molecular function (GO): 1-phosphatidylinositol binding; SNARE binding; phosphatidylinositol-4,5-bisphosphate binding
Source: RefSeq, a predicted model, not a curated record
UGAAUCUUCUUUCCGUCCCCCGCUUGCCUGCAUUCCCUCGCAACUUUUUCAAACCCCGCCAUCUCGCUGGGACUUGUUCCGACAGGGUGUUCGCCCCGAUACGUCCGUGCCAUUCCCAUCUUCACCAGCUGGGAUUUGUUUCCGUCCCCGCUUCGUCAUCGACAGACUACGUUAGGCAACACCAAGAAGGUUCCGCAGCAUGGCCACUUGAGCGAUCAUGACUGUUCUUAGCAUUGUUGUGAAUAGAUCAAUCGGAAAUCGACUCUUAUAGACACUUGAUUUAACUAUCCACCACCUCAGCCCUCGCUCUCCCACGUCUUGACAACGGAACCACUGCCGCCCCUGACUCUUAUCUCCGCCCGAUAGCUUUCGCAAGCUUCAGCUUCCUUUCUUCAAUAUGUCCCACAAUUUCGAGAAGUCGGUGAAGGGGGCUACCAAGGUCAAGCUCGCCGCCCCCAAAUCCAAGUACAUCGAACAUAUCCUGGUAGCGACACAUACAGGCGAAGCGGGUGUGGCAGAGAUUUUUCGAACUUUGCAGCUCAGGCUCCGCGACUCAACAUGGACAAUCGUUUUCAAGGCUCUAAUUGUGAUACACCUCAUGAUAAGGGAGGGACAAUUGGACGCCACGUUGCAGUACAUGGCGGAGAACCCCCAGAAGCUGGCAAUCAGCGGGUUUUCGGAAGUCCAGUCGCAAGGCCACAACAUUCGGAGAUACUCCGACUAUCUUCUGGCGCGCGCAAAAGCCUUCGAGACUACAAAGACCGAUUAUGUACGAAGCGGCCAGGGCCGGAUGAGGCGAUUGACUGUCGAAAAAGGUCUUCUGAGAGAAACAGAGAUUGUUCAACGACAGAUCCGGGCUUUGCUCCGAUGUGACCUUUUGACGGACGAUGUCGAAAACGAGAUCUCCUUGACCGCAUUCCGUUUGCUCACAUUGGAUCUAUUGACCCUUUACUCAGUGAUGAACGAGGGAACAAUAAAUGUCUUAGAGCAUUACUUUGAGAUGUCACGUCCCGACAGCGAAAGGGCGCUGGAGAUCUAUAAAACAUUUACUCAGCAGACGGAAGAAGUCGUCAAGUUCCUCGGUGUUGCUCGGCAUUUCCAAUCAGCGACGCGUUUGGAAAUACCUAAGCUCAAGCAUGCCUCUACCGAUUUGACUCGAUUACUCGAAGACGAUUUGAACGACCCAGACUUCAAUCUCCGCCGUCGCGAGUACCUUGCACGCAAGCAGGGCAAGAGUGUUCCAGCCCCAUCUUCCGUGCCCAAGAAUUCGACAGGGGAUCCUUCCGCCAACCACUCAAACUUCAAUCAGGCCCGGCCUCAGACACAGCUCAACCCACAAGCGCAAGCGAAGUCGAACCCAGUGGAUUUGAUUGACUUUUUCGACUCGAUCGAACAGAAUCAACAGCCGAUGGCGCAGCAAAACACUUUCCAACAGCAGCAGUUCCAGCAGCAGCCGCAGACGAUGCAGUUCCAGCAAGCAGGCUUCCAACCACAGCAGCAAGCAUUCUAUGCACAACAGACUGGCUUUCCACAGCAGCAAUUGCAACAGCAACCACAAGCAGCUGGCUAUGGUCAGCAGCCAGCGCCAUUCGGUCCUCAAUUCACGGCUCAGAACCCUCAGCAAUUCAAUCAGCCGCAUGUUCCACAGCCUCUCCAACCAGACCACACAGGAGCCGGAUUUGGUGGCUACUCAGCGCAGCCUCAAAACUAUGGGUACCAACUCAACCUGGCUCCCAUCCCACAAAAUGACGUUAGCGCAUUCCCGCCGCAACAACAACAGCAGCCGCAGCCGCAGCAGCAACUGGUGCCAGGGGGUCAGCAACUAUUGCAACCCCAGUCCACCAACCCCUUCAGACAGUCAAUGCUGAUGAACACGCCGACCGGAUCGGUAACGCCACUUGACCGCCAAAACACCAACCCGUUCGCGCGGCGGUUAUCGACGGCGCACCCGCAAUACAACGCCGGCGGCCCUGAGGCGUUCCCUCCGGCGCAAGCGCAACCACAGUCCCAGGUGCAACAGCCUGCACCUCUUCAAGCUCAACGGACGGGAACAAACCCCUUUGCUCGCAGCUCCUCGGUACCACCACAGCAGACGCAGGGUCUACAACCUCCUGCUGCGGCACCUCUCCGGCCAAACCCCACGGGAAGCACGAACCCAUUUCGCCAAAGUGCCUUUGUCAACCAGCAAACAGGCCAAGGAUGGCAUGUGGGCGGCCAACAAGGCACAAUGGGUGGCCUAGAGCAAUUGGACACGGUCCCCAUCUUCCCGCGACCGGGCAUGUAGAUAUGGAUGGGUGGAGAUCGUUUGUAGAUAAAGAUACUUGUUGGCUGCUACUGCGAAUGCUGGGCUAUAGUAGUUGUCUGGUGUGUUAGUACAUUGCUGUCGGCCUUACCUCAUAUUCUUUGGCCCACUUAAUUCUUGUCAUUACCAUUCGCUCUGUAUCUGACAUUUAUUAUGUAUCGCUCUCAUGACCUAUGGGUUGAGGGUGGUGAGCUCACGGCGCGGGCGCGACUGUUCAAUUGGCUGUCCUGUAUUGAUACCUACUUAGCUAGUGUUUGAGCAACAUAACAUAAAUGAAGCGG